Olea europaea var. sylvestris is the source of this 1431-nucleotide messenger RNA. Its product is annotated as auxin efflux carrier component 8. The coding region runs from base 328 to 1401 and encodes 357 amino acids. The record is from RefSeq and is a predicted model, not a curated record. The transcript is spliced from 6 exons. Gene Ontology annotation, molecular function: auxin efflux transmembrane transporter activity. Gene Ontology annotation, cellular component: plasma membrane; endoplasmic reticulum. NCBI's taxonomy places the organism in Eukaryota, Viridiplantae, Streptophyta, Magnoliopsida, Lamiales, Oleaceae. Gene Ontology annotation, biological process: auxin polar transport; auxin export across the plasma membrane.
AGAUACCUGCAGUGUCAACUUUAUUUAGAAUGUAAAUAGUACAUAAGAUUUCAUUUUUCCUCUCAGAAUGGAGUGACAUUUAAGUCUACUAAUCUAGGUUCAGUAGGUCUAAAACCAAUUAGUCAAAAAGGACAUUGCCACAUCAUGGAAUCAACUUUCACUGUUGAUGACUAAUGAUCAUGAUGAAAGAGUGAUGUAAUUUACCGAGGAAUUAGUCCAGCGGUAUGAAGAUCGAAGAAGCUUAUGCAAUAAAGCAAUCUCCCACUUUUUCCCUUCGGAAAUGCAUAUAUAGGCUCAACAACAGAGGUUUUCAAAAUAGUGAGAACCAUGAUAACCUUAACCGAUGUCUACCAUGUUAUUGCUGCAAUUGUCCCAUUGUACGUUGCCAUGAUCGCAGCCUAUGUUUCUCUUAAAUGGUGGAAGCUGUUUACACCAGAUCAAUACAGUGGAAUCAACAAGUUCGUGGCAAAAUUUUCGAUCCCUCUUUUGUCUUUCCAAGUGAUCUCAACAAACAAUCCCUACAAAAUGAACUGGAAACUUGCAUGUGCAGAUUUCCUUCAAAAGCUUCUUGCUUUCAUCCCACUGGCAGUAGUCGCCAAAAUAAGAUCCCGAGGAAGCCUGAGUUGGGUUAUAACAGGUCUUUCUUUGUCAACAUUGCCUAAUACACUAAUUUUAGGAAUCCCACUGUUAAAGGCAAUGUAUGGGGAUGAAGCAGUAAUGAUCCUUACCCAGAUAGUUGUAUUACAAAGCAUAAUUUGGAAUAAUCUUUUGUUAAUUCUCUAUGAGGUUGAAGCCACAAAAGAAUCCUAUGUGACAACAACAUCAGACGUUACAGAAUUGGAGGCCCCACAAGGAGUAGAACCAAAAGCUGAAGGCAGUGAAGAUGUACAAAUUAGAAAUCCAAGAAAAGCAAAAAUCUUGGGCAUUCUUUCGACAGUCGGAAGAAGGCUAAUUAUCAAUCCCAAUACUCAUGCCACCUUGACAGGUCUUAUAUGGGCUAGCAUACACUUCAGGUGGGGAGUAAAGUUUCCAAAAGUGGUUGAGAAUUCGAUAUCAAUAUUGGCAGAUGGAGGACUGGGAAUGGCUAUGUUCAGCUUAGGCCUCUUCAUGGCAUCACAAGCUAGUGUGAUAGCAUGUGGAGCCCGGAAAGCAGUAUUCGCCAUGGUAAUGAAAUUUGUAGCUGGACCAGGCCUCAUGGCAGUGUCCGCAAUAACACUCAAAUUAAGAGGAACUUUACUCAAAGUGGCAAUAGUGCAGGCAGCUCUACCUCAAGGGAUAGUUCCAUUCGUAUUUGCUAAAGAAUAUAACAUACAUCCGGCCAUACUCAGCACAGGGGUAGUCUUUGGUUUGCUGAUAGCUGUGCCAAUUGCAUUAGCCUACUACUUCCUGUUGGCAUUAUAAACAAGCGUCACGUAUUUCAUUAGGAACUAA